Molecule: messenger RNA, 1637 nt
Organism: Salarias fasciatus (jewelled blenny)
Lineage: Eukaryota; Metazoa; Chordata; Actinopteri; Blenniiformes; Blenniidae
Gene: vsig8b
Product: V-set and immunoglobulin domain containing 8b
Exons: 8
Coding region: 137-1213 (358 amino acids)
Source: RefSeq, a predicted model, not a curated record
AAAGGGUGUGGUCUUAGUUACUGCUGCUGAGUUUCACCUGAGAAGAAAAUAACCAAGCCACACAGCCUGUGACAGUCAGACGGCCGUCCAGGGACUCACGUUCACUUUGGAUUGUAACUUCACCUUAAGGCACAUAAUGGAGCCUGCUUUCACAAGCGUGGCGUUUAAGGUGACCGUGCUGGUUCUGAUAACAAUCCAGCUGAAGACGGAGGCUUUGGAGGUGACGUCCUCGGGCCCACAGACCAUUCAGACCGCCCACGGCUCCUCGGUGCUGCUCGGGUGCACCUACACGCCGGGCCCCCAGGACGUGGGGGAGCUGGAUAUCGAGUGGUUCAACGUCAUGCCAGACAUGACACAGAAGGACAGACUGCUCUUGUCCUAUUCAGGCGGGCAGGUGCACAACCACGACCACAGCCUCACCAACAGGAUCACGUUCAAGGUGGACCCCAGCCAGGGCGACGCGUCCAUCAUGAUCUCCAAUCUGAGGACGACGGACACGGCCACCUACAUGUGCAAAGUCAAGAAGCUGCCGGGUGUCGACACUCGGAAAGUCACUCUGGUGGUGAUGGUCCCCCCAUCCACGCCGAAGUGUUGGGUUGAAGGUGGUGAGGAGAAAGGUGGCUCCGUCUCCCUCCGCUGCAAAUCUACCAAAGGAUCCAUUCCCAUCAACUACGUGUGGAAAAGAGGGGACGGCGGCGCACUGCCCGCCACUGCAACCCAAGACCCGCAGAGUGGGGAGCUGUUGAUAAGAAACCACACAGAAAGCAAUGCUGGGACUUACAUGUGCGAGGCCAAGAACCCUGUGGGCAACGGACAGUGUGAAUAUUCACUACAUGCGUACAACCCGCCCAACAGAGCCGGAGUGAUCGCCGGCGCCGUGAUAGGUGCUCUCUUGCUGCUGCUGCUCCUCCUGCUCCUCAUCUGGCUUCUGAUCUGCUGCUGCCACAAGCGCCGCUACGAGAAGGAGGUGGCAAAUGAAAUAAGAGUGGACGCCCCGGCGCCGGAGAGCAGACCCUCCAGCAGACACUCCAGCCUGCGCUCGGUGCUGGGGUACCGGACUCACCAAGGGGUGAUCUACAGCUCGGUGAAGAAACAGCUGCCCAGCGUCACCGAGUCGGAUCAGAACUUCCCAGCUGGGAGUAACGGCGCAGCCAUCACAGAGGGCAGGCCCACAAGCCUGAAAUACGACCAUCGGUAUGGAUACCCUGUGUGAUGGCCGGCCCGCUGCGUGACACGCUUCACUAUAAAGCUACACCUUCUACAGUCUAUUCUGAAGUAUUUGCGUGACCAAAGGUGCAAUAUUAUGUAACACAGAACAAUGGGAGCACUGGUAUUUGUACAACUGCUGCAGACUUGUCAGUCCGACCUCAGACGUCUUAAACUGCUGACUUUCAUGAUGCACUGCAUAGCACAUCGCGGCUAAUGUAAAUAUUUAAAACAAAAUAAGGCAAAGUCUCAUAAUACAAGCCAUUUUUACAGGGAUUUUGCUAUAAAACUGUGUAAAAUGUACAUAGCAAAAACUGUAUUUUUGUUGAAGGUUUUUUUUUUUUCUAUAUGUACAUUUUAGCUUACUUUUAUUGUUUUUUAAUGUGUACAAUAAAUUUCAAACUCAAUUAAAUGAUUACUGUUUAAAGUCU